Molecule: messenger RNA, 7710 nt
Organism: Mya arenaria
Lineage: Eukaryota; Metazoa; Mollusca; Bivalvia; Myida; Myidae
Product: sodium- and chloride-dependent glycine transporter 1-like
Exons: 4
Coding region: 1536-3257 (573 amino acids)
Biological process (GO): sodium ion transmembrane transport
Cellular component (GO): membrane
Source: RefSeq, a predicted model, not a curated record
UCAAGAUAUAAAUAAACAGUUCUUACAUAAGAUUGUUGACUGCUAUAAAAAUGUAAAGAACAUCGACAGACCAUAAAAUUUGGCAAUAAGAGUUACUGUUAUGCGGCAUAAACUCAAUAAUUCAUAUCAGAAAACAAAUGUGUUAAACUACAGAACGAAGUAGAGCCCACGUAAUGAUGUUAAAACCUUUGAAAUAGAGUGGAUGAAGUUCAUGCCUUGUCGCAUUAGAACACACGACAGGGGCAAAGCAUGCGCUCUGGAAAAUGAUUAUCAAAUGUUUAGCAGCUAGAAACAAGGAGUUUGGUUUAGUGACAAGGUGUUUGGUUUAGUGACAAGGAAUUUGGUUUAGUGACAAUGUGUUUGGUUUAGUGACCAGGAAUUUGGUUUAGUGACAAGAUGUUUGGUUUAGUGACAAGGUGUUUGGUUUAGUGACCAGGAAUUUGGUUUAGUGACAAGGUGUUUGGUUUAGUGACAAGGAAUUUGGUUUAGUGACAAGGUGUUUGGUUUACUGACAAGGAGUUUGGUUUAGUGACAAGGUGUUUGGUUUAGUGACCAGGAAUUUGGUUUAGUGACAAGGUGUUUGGUUUAGUGACAAGGAAUUUGGUUUAGUGACAAGGAGUUUGGUUUACUGACAAGGAGUUUGGUUUAGUGACAAGGUGUUUGGUUUAGUGACCAGGAAUUUGGUUUAGUGACAAGUUUGGUUUAGUGACAAGGAGUUUGGUUUAGUGACAAGGAGUUUGGUAAAGUGAUAAGGAGUUUGGUUUAGUGACACGGAGCUUGGUUUAGUGACAAGUUUGGUUUAGUGACAAGUUUGGUUUAGUGACAAGGAGUUUGGUUUAGUGACAAGGUGUUUGGUUUACUGACAAGGAGUUUGGUUUAGUGACAAGUUUGGUUUAGUGACAAGGAGUUUGGUUUACUGACAAGGAGUUUGGUUUAGUGACAAGGAGUUUGGUAAAGUGAUAAGGAGUUUGGUUUAGUGACACGGAGCUUGGUUUAGUGACAAGUUUGGUUUAGUGACAAGUUUGGUUUAGUGACAAGGAGUUUGGUUUAGUGACAAGGAGUUUGGUUUACUGACAAGGUGUUUGGUUUAGUGACAAGGUGUUUGGUUUAGUGACAAGGAGUUUGGUUUAGUGACAAGGAAUUUGGUUUAGUGACAAGGAGUUUGGUUUACUGACAAGGAGUUUGGUUUAGUGACAAGGUGUUUGGUUUAGUGACCAGGAAUUUGGUUUAGUGACAAGUUUGGUUUACUGACAAGGUGUUUGGUUUAGUGACAAGUUUGGUUUACUGACAAGGAGUUUGGUUUAGUGACAAGGAGUUUGGUUACAAGGAGUUUGGUUAAGUGACAAGGAGUUUGGUUAAGUGACAAGGAGUUUGGUUUGAAAUGAAACACGCCGAACUGUUAGCUUUAAAGUUUAACAUUGUAUCUCAAGUUAUUUAAACUAUAUAGGUGAUUUAUUCACUUGAAAAUACAGUUGUUUGAGAUUGAAACGUCCUUGGAAACAUCAUACAGUCUCAGCGAGACGUCAACGACCAUCAUGGUGGAUUCUCGUGAAAGAGCAAGGCUGCAAUGGCGGGGUAAACUUGAAUUUCUUUUCACCAGCAUCGGCUUUACAGUUGGACUUGGGAAUAUAUGGCGCUUUCCCCAUCGAUGCUAUGUUAACGGUGGAGGCGCCUUUCUCUUACCCUACGCUAUUACCUUGCUGUUGUGCGCAUUCCCGAUGCUGUUUUUGGAAAUGUUUCUCGGACAAUUCGCCUCUGAGGGAGCAAUUAGUAUCUGGAAAAUAUGUCCUUUGCUCAAUGGCGUCGGAUGGGCAAUUAUUUUCAAUUCGACGUUGACAAAUAUAUACUACUCAGUUAUUGUAAUGUACUCUGUUUACUAUACAUUCGUGGCUUUUGUGAAUAUUGGUGGACCGCUGCCAUGGCAAAGUGUGAACAACAGUGCUAUUUCUGAUCACUGCUUAAAUUCUGCAACACCUGAGGAUUAUUGGAAUAAGAUUGUUUUGCGAGUACACGAUGAUAUAGACACGGAGAAAAAGGACUUUGACAACUUAGGAGCCAUCGUCGGUCGAAAUAGCCUCUGUCUACUAUUUGUUUGGCUGUUUGUGCUAUACUGCUGUCUCCGUGGUAUACGCUCUAUAGCCAGGGUAACCUACGCUACAGCCACGUUUCCCGUGCUUUUUCUGCUUAUUAUGUUUGUUCGAGGUGUGACACUUGACGGGUACAAAGAAGGACUCAACUACUUCUUUAAACCUGACUGGAGUAAACUUUCCGACAUGGCAAUAUGGUCUAGUGCCGCUAGCCAAGCUAUGUACUCCAUGGGGACGGGCUAUGGGGCACACAUAGUCCUUGCUAGCUACAACGAAUUCCAUAAUAACACUUUCAGGGACGGCAUUAUUCUUUGCAUCAUCAACACUGCGACAAGUAUCUUCGGAGGGAUUAUAGUGUUUUCUUUCCUAGGUUAUGCCUCAGUGAAGAAUAAUCAACCAAUGUCGGAAAUAGCUGACAAUGGACCUGGAAUGAUAUUUAUUUCUUACAUACAAGGGAUAUCCGAGCUACCCGGAUCGGCAUUCUGGGCGUUCCUGUUCUUCGUAAUGGUUUUUACACUUGGGGUUGAUUCACUCUUUGUGUUGGUGUGGACAAUAUACGCUUCGUUGGAAGACAUAUUCCCUGAGAAAUUCUUUCGGUGGAAAAAGUUCAUAUUAUGUUCGAUCUGCCUUGUUCAUUAUUUGUUGUGCCUACCAUUAGUGACGGAGGGUGGAAUUCAUAUCGUGGUUCUAAUGGACCAGUAUACAUCCAACCUGAGUUUAGCGCUUUUCUUGCUUCUCGAGGCUAUAACGGUAUGCUGGAUAUAUGGACUCAAGAAGUUCGUUGCUGACAUGGAGCUGAUGGUUGGGAAAAGAUUCAUCUGGAUGCAGUGGUAUCUCCGGGUCACAUGGCUCACCACUGUCCCAGCCUUUUGUUUAUUUCUAUUCUUCGCGUCUGCCAUCAGUUAUCAACCGUCCUCCUACAGUGAACAGGAAGUGACGUCAUCUGGGGAAGCAGUCGGCUGGCUUAUUACAAUAACCCCUAUUCUGAUCACGUUGGCGUUCGCCGUCAUGCACAUAUUUAGACAUCGCACUCCGGGAAAAUCCUUCAAAAGCUUAAUCCGCGAGGCGACCGUUGAAGGCUCAAGAUGGGAACCAAGAACACCCGAAGACAGAGUCGGAACUCGCUACGAUGACAACAUCUAUAUCCGGCCCGUCACAAGCAACGCCUAACGCGGAGAACAUGGGAAAGAGUUGUGUGUCUACGCAUGUGCGUGUCCGUGUGUGUGUGUGGCAUAUUGGUACAUCAUAAUAUCCCUGUCCAUUCAGCUAAUCUGUCAGUAUGUUGGCACAUUCUUAUAGUCCUGUCUUGCUGCGACUCUGCAAAUAUUUAAGCACAUUUUAAUAGUCCGGUCUUUGCAACAACUCUGCCAAUACCUGGUCACGUUUUUAAAUUCCUGUCCUUUCAGGAACUUUGUCAAUAUUUUGGCAUAUUAUAAUAUUGAUUUCUUUGCAGCGACUCUGCCUGCCUGUGUUUCCACAUUCUAAAAUUCCUGUUCCUGCAGUGACUCUGUUAUAUUUUAGCAACUCUGCUUAUGUGGUUAUGGAUUUAAAUAUUCCUGCCCUUGCAACGACCAGGGGCGUUCCUGAUGCACUUUGAAAUGGUAGCCAAUAUGAUUAAGUAAGGCUUGGAAAUGUGAAAGUCUUUCAUGAAGGUUGCCUCCAACUGCUAUAUGGGGUGUUGUAUUACAUAUAAACUUGUCUUUAUUGCAUGAUUGUUAAUAUGUUAUUAUGUACUUCACAUAUAUUGCCUGAAGGAUCCACAUACUAUAAUCGAAUGACUGAGAAAAGUAGUAUAUAUCAAUUGUUUGACCAUUUUAAAACCAUUAAGCUUGAUUAUCCGGAUAUUUUAUUGUUUUGUCCAGGGAUUUUAAUUUACGUUCGAGAGACUUUUUAGAUUUUAUCCCAAACGAUAAUCUUGACUUUAUAUUUGGUGACGUAGAAUACGAGGGAAGUAAUUUUGAAAUUCCACGAAACAACAAAGAUAUUAUUCGAGGGAACAAUUUUGGUAAAACAUUAGUGAACUUUUGCUGUAUUUUUGAUGUACAUCUAUUCAAUGGAAGAUUCCCAGGUGAUAUACGGGGAGAAUAUACUUGCUUUUCAAACGACGGAGUUAGUACCGUUGAUUAUAUGAUAGCCUCUUCUGGUUUUUUUCAAUAUGUUGCGGAUUUUUCAGUCUUGAAUAAGGACGAACCUGAUCAUUUUCCUAUCUCAUGUAAAUUGAAAUUUAAAGCGAAAGAUAUGUUACAAAGAAAAGAACUGCUAGAUGAUAUAAGUAGUAGUAGUAGUAGUAGUAGUAGUAGUAGUAGUAGUAGUAGUAGUAGUAGUAGUAGAACGAAAACAGAAACAUACUGUUGGCGGAGUUCGUUUAAGGAUAUUUUUGCUAACAAUGUCCGGCAUUUACUACAAUUGCCAUCCUCAGCACCCCAGCGAAUCAUAACCUAUAUGAUACCCUGGGCAAAUCAGCUGUAAAAAUCUCGUACUCAUAAAUAAUCCAAUGAGAUCACUGCUUACAAAUCGUUUUAGGCAGGAUAUUGUUCAAUAUGCCGAUAGCUAUUCACAAAGGAGAGUCUUUCAUUUUGGUUAUCGGCUAUUUCAUUGGCCGGAAAAUACUUAUGAAUAUUCAAGAAUUACGAAGUUUCCCUAGCCAAUUUGCCCAGGGUACCAUAAAGGUUAUGAUACGCUGUGGUGCCGAGGAUGUACAAUUGCACGCACAUGAAAUAUUACAGUCUUUGAAUGAGGGUGUUAACCAAUAUAUAAAUAAGUUAACAGCACUAUAUUAUGAAGCUGGGGAAUGUAUGAAAUUUAGAGCAAAAUACGUGUCUGAUCAACCUCCGUGGUGGGAUGACGAGUGUUACACCUUAAAACAACACAAAAAUUCUGGUUUACGCUCAUUUCGCUGUUCGAAUAAUAUGUAUGACUUGAGAAUAUACAAAGAUAAACGCAAUGCGUUUAAGACCUGUUGCUGUAGGAAACAGUACGACUAUCAACGUAGAAACAGAUUGAACCUUGUAAACAGUCCUAAUCCCAACUCUUUUUGGAAACAACUGAAACUUGGUAUAAAGAAACCAAAUACUGUGUGUAGUAUCUCUCCAAAUUAGUGGUUUGAUUAUUUCAAAAGUUUACUAUAUGACGAUAACGCUGUGUAAGUUGACCCUAAUACUGAAAAUAUUCACAAUUCAAUUGAUCAUAGUGCUAGCCCACUUAACGAUCCGUUUACCUUAAAUGAGAGAGAACUUGCUACUUCUAAUCUUGUUAAUAAUAAAAGCUGUGGAUUAGAUGGAAUCCCUUCCGAGUUUUAUAAAUACACUUGUUCUGAUAAAGGACCUUUUUUGUUACACUUAUUUAAUAGCAUUCUGUCGACUGGCAUUUUUCCUGAGUCUUGGGGGCAAAGUAUUAUAUCUCCUGUGUACAAAUCUGGACCCAAUACUGUACCGGGGAACUACCGGGGGAUAUCUAUAACUAAUACAAUGUACAAAAUAUGUUCAGGUGCCAUUAAUAAAAGGCUAUAUAAUUGGGCUGAAGACAACCAUAAAAUUGAUGAAUGUCAAGCUGGGUUUCGUCGUAAUUACUCGACAGUCGAAAACCUAUUCUGUUUACAAGCCAUGGUGCAAAAAUAUCAAUCAAAAAAGGGAGGGCGCUUCUACUGUUUAUACGUAGCCAGGCCUAAAAAAAAAAUACAUUUGGUUCGGGUUACCCGACCCUACCUACGGAAUAGGCGCCGACCCUACCGUUUUUAUAGUCAGUUUGAAAAAAAAAUGAAAAACUAAAAAUUUAUUAUUAAAUUAAAUUAUUUUUUUAUUGCUUUUUAAUAUUAAGUUUAAACCUUAAAUGCUUGUACAGAAGAUAGCUUUAACACCAUUCUCCAAUGAUGAAAAUUAUAUUCUUAUAUAAAACCUAAUAAAAAAAAUAAAAAAAUAAAAAAUAAAAACCCUACCUACCCUACCUGUUUUUUUUAAGGAUGUAACCCUAACCAAACAAUUUUUUUUUUAGGCCCCAUUCGUAAGGCUUUUGACAAAAUAAACCACGUUAAACUGUUCCAAUCACUCCAAAAUAUAGGUAUACAUGGUAAUUUUUAAGAGUUCUUGAAGCUAUGUAUCACGAUUUAAAUUCAUGUGUUAAAACACCAGAUUGUGCAACAAACUUGUUCCCAUGUAAUGUCGGUACAAGACAAGGAGACAAGCCAAGUUCGACAAUUUUUGUCCUAUUCAUUAAUGAGUUAUCAGCCCUUUUACGAGAAAAUUGUGGUUCUGGGAUUUUCAUUACUAAUGACAUGCCUGAUAUUAUUUGCCUAAUGUUUGCAUAUGACGUAGCUAAUUGUGCGGAAACGGUGUUUAAAUUGCAACAACAAUUAAACGUAAUAGAUAGUUUUUGUUCAAAUACCGGUAUGGAGGUCAAUCUUGAUAAGACUGAAAUAAUUGUUUUUAGAAAUGGUGGCCCUUUACGAAAUAAUGAGAAAUGGUUCUUUCGUGGCGUAAAUAUAAAACCAAUAUCUGUUUAUAAAUACAUGGGUAUAUUGUUUAGUCCACAGUUGUCAUGGACGCCAGCACAAGACAAACUAGCAACUCAAGCUCAAAAAGCUAUUUUGCUAUUAAACGUUACCAGAAACCUUUUGGUUAUUUUCCAACAAAAGAACUGUUUAAAAUGUUUGACACUAUGAUAAAACCUAUUCUAUGUUAUGGGUCCCAGAUUUGGAGAUAUACAUUCUGUCCUAAGAUUGAAUAUGUACAAAACGAUUUCUGUAGGAAGCAUAUUGGUGUUAAUAAAAGCACUAAUACAUGUAUGAUUCUUGGUGAAUGUGGAAGAUUGCCUUUAUGUAUAAAUUAUUUCUCUAAUUGUAUUAGAUAUUAUUGCAAAUUAUUACAACUUUCUAAUAAUAGAUACCCUAAACAAUGUUACUUAAUGCUCAAGUCGUUGGAUGAAGUUGGACGCACUUGCUGGGCAAUUUAUAUUUAGAAUGUGCUUUUUAUGUAUGGCUUCGGUUAUAUCUGGAUAUCUCAAGAUGUUGGCGAUAUAUCUAUAUUUAUCAGUGUUUUUAAACAGAGAAUUAUUGAUUGUUUCAACCAAAACUGGCACGAUUCUAUUAACAGUUCCAGUCGGUGUUUUCAUUAUAAAGAAUACAAAACUUUGCUUAAUGUGGAACGUUAUUUAUCUUUAGACAUACCGUACACACACAAAUUAGCUUUUAGCAAAUUUAGAUGUUCAAAUCAAAAAUUGUUAAUUGAAACUGGUAGGCAUAAUAAUAUCCCAAGAGAAGAACGCGUUUGUCGGUUUUGUCUAGAUAAUAUUAACAUUUUUGUUUUAGACUGUGAAUACCAUGCAUUCUUUAUAUGUUGUAAAUAUAAUGAUAUACGAACGCAAUAUUUAUUUAAUUGGUAUUCUAAUGGUACUGAAUUCGAAGAUUUUUAUACGUUAUUAAACACAAACCAAUAUGAAGAUUUACGAAAACUUAGCUUAUUAUGUAAACCAUCUCCUUCUAAUCAUUAAUGGUUAAGGGGAAGUAAUCAUGAUUUUUAUUUACACUUUGCUUGUAUCGAUUAAUUACCCUGACACAACUCAUGCCUUUCUUGUAUGUUAUGUAUUUUGGGCCAGUGGCCUUCAAUUACUCAAUAAACUGUUGACUUGA